Metopolophium dirhodum (rose-grain aphid) is the source of this 4068-nucleotide messenger RNA. RefSeq lists its product as uncharacterized. Lineage: Eukaryota; Metazoa; Arthropoda; Insecta; Hemiptera; Aphididae. The transcript has 3 exons. The record is from RefSeq and is a predicted model, not a curated record. Bases 256 to 2445 code for a protein of 729 amino acids.
CAGUGACCCAAAUAUCAUUCGUACAUAUACGUCGUGACCUUGGUCGUGUGUGCCGGGCAUGCCAUCUUCUUAACCGUCCAGUAGUAUAGUAGUUGUUAGUUUAUACCGUACCUAUUAGCCAGUGCCCGUCUAUUGCGCGACGUUUAAGUUCAACACCUGCACGCGUUUUGUCAGUCGUCGGUCAUGGCCGGAUGCUGAACCUUACCAAACUAUAAUUUAUUGGAAUUUACACAACGUGAUCAAUUUAAAUUUAAAAUGAAAGUAGCGCUAACUGUCUUAGCGCUCGUGACUACCUUGGAGCUGGUACUAGGCGUACCGGUUUAUGGUCCUCCACAACCAUUGCCAACUCCACAAAAGUAUAGGCCUCCAAAUGGUGCACCCAUCCCCGCCAAGUAUCCUCCUCAUCCUAGUGGUCAUUCGGGAAAAAAUGAAUUCUAUUCGAAAUUUAAUCCUCAUUCACUACCACCGGGCUUACGUGGACCCGCACCCCAACUGCCACCACCUUUUGCUAAAUAUUCUCAUCUGCCACCACCCGGCAAACAUCAACAACAGUACCAACAACAAAACCAACACCAACAUCAACAUCAACAGCAACAUCAUCAUCAUCAACAACAACAACAGCAACAGCAACAUCAACAACAACCACACCAUUCGCCUAACAGCUUAAGACCAGUAGGACCACAGUUCCAGUCGAAACCACACUUGCUGCAGAACGGCGCUCCUCAUCAUUCUCCUCAACAGGGCCAAGUUAAUAGCGGCCCUGAACAGCGGGUACAAUUAGUACCAGCACGGCCUACUCCUAAGAUAACCAACGUCUGGACGGGACCCAAAUUAUCUGGAUCACCCGAUUUCCCACCGCGUUUCCCCGAUGCCACCAACUCCCUAGCACCGGUGACUGCAGCCCCGUUUCUGGAAAAACCCAGUGGACCUUACAUAAUUAAUAGCGACGACGAGAGGGGACCUAUCAAGACUAUACCAGCACCGAACCUGAACCCAGCAGACAAACCAGCCAACUUCGAAGAACAAUUGUACAGGGCACAACACCAACAAUCGUACGUUCAACCUUUGGACAAUUCGAUAACCGAUGAAAAACCCGCGUACCAGGUAACCGAAAACCCGAGUGGUUACAAACAAUUUAACAGCCAACCGUCGUACUUCGCCCAGGACUUAGGAAUAACGUCAUCUGUCAAAGUUCCGCCCAACACAGACUCCAACUCAAUACCAACCGUUCCACUGGACAUCGCUCUGCAACAACAUUUGGAAAAUCAACAUCAUAAACAGCUGUCAGCCGAACAUAUUGGAUCCACAGAUACGUUGACGCCACAAGAGCUGUACUCGCUGCUGAACAGUAACCAAGCCGCUGCCGUGGUACCGCAGGCCACAUACAUGGUACCGCAAACUGUCAUGUACGCUGUACCACAACCACAGUCGUUGGACCCGCAAGUCGGCCACCAGAUCCAGUACCAGGCGCAGCCAGUCCAACUACAGUACGCACAACAGCCUACAGCCACAGGUGUUCAGUUGCAGUAUGCACAACCAGCCACUGCCGAUCUCCAGUACUUGCAGCCGCAAACGGUCCAAUACCAGCCACAAGCAGUCCCAUAUCAACCACAAGCCAUCCAAUACCAUGCUCAAUCUGACCACUUGCAGCAGCCGUAUCAACAACAAUCGGCGGAACAGUACAGCGCGCAAACUGCCGCUGCUGAAAUAUCAACGCAAAAACAACAACAGCAACAGGAGCUUAUACAACAGCAACAGCAACAGGAAGAGCAACAGCAACAACAGGAGCAGCAGCAGUAUUCGCAACAACAACAACAACAGGUCCAGUUACAGCAACAGCAACGUGAGCAGCUAAAACAACAGCAACAGGGGGAGCAGCAGCAGCAGUUACAGCAACAACAGCAGCAGCAAUUACAGCAACAACAGCAGCUGGACAACGACGUUCAGUACCAGCAGGAACAGGACGACUAUGAGCCCAGGAACGGCGACAAAGGAUCAGCAGAACAACCACCCGCAGCAGUGCCAGAGGACGAUGAACACGAUCAGAGGAAGUUGCAGAGCAUCCGAGACCAGUAUUACUCAGCCGUCCCCAACGAACAGACAGCUAGCGUUCUGGCGCAGAUCGCACAGUCGGCGGCCAACAACGAUGAGCCGAGCCGAGUAGCGGAUGCGGCGAAACCGGCGGAAAAAUCGCCGACCGAUCAGUCAGUACAGAUGCACACUUCGGUGCAGAUUCAACAGUCGGUGCCACUUUACGAGGGCACGUACGCGUCGUCGAGGCGCACCAACCAGGAGUAUGCGGACGAGGGCGGCGAGACCGACGAGCUGAUGGAAGGCAGCGAAUCGGUGGCCGUCUCCGAGUCGUCGUCGUCCUCGGUCAACGGACACGCUCCCAAUCAGUUCCCGUAUAGCGCGGCCAAGAUAAACGCAUUCGCUGCCAACUAGUCCUAUACAGUAUUCCCCGUCCGGAUAUGAAUAACGCGACUUUAAUAUUUGAACUAGCUCAGAUAUUAUAAAAGCUAUUAUUAUCUCUAAAAGCGACACUAUAUUAUUUUAUAGUUGAUAUUUUUAUUUUUUAUUUACUAAUUUAUUUUUUGAAGACAAAACAUCGAUGUCCGUGUCGUCAUACUGGAUCGCAGUGAAAUUUAUUUGUUGUUUGUAAUGUUUGUAUUUAUUUUUGUUUUAACUCAUGAUCGAAACGGACGGCAUCGACACUCGAUAAGCGGAUUUGUCGCACGCGCAGACACCCUAAAUUUAUUAUUUAUAUUAUUUGUAUUUUUAUACGUUUAGUUUGGUUAAAUUAAUACCUAUGCUAUUUUUUUAAGACUCAACUACAUGAACGAUUGCUCAAAUUUUAAAUUAUGACCCACAUGUCAUGGCCACGUGGCAUUUUUCUAGACAAUAAUGGGCUGAAUAUUUUGUAGAUCGACUUGAACCUGAAUUACAAAAUGCAGAGUUGAGCAUGAUACUUAAAGAAAAGUAUCAUGAUACAUGCAUUAAGUGUAUGUAUCUAGAUACUGUGAUAAACGGUACUCCAUAUUUUAUAUUUCCAAUUUAAUUGUAUUAACUAUUAAACGUCUAUACAUUAAAACGUCUUAUAAAGUCAUAAAAUAUAUUAAAUAAUACAACAAGUCAAUACACAUUAUAAAUGUAUAACUAAUACAUAACUCAUUACUCUUCAUAUCAUAGUUAAUACAAUACGGUAUAGGUACGUUAAUAGUUAAUACACAUAAUAACUAAUACACCAAAAUUAAUAAAUUACAUUUUAAUUUUUACUUAUAAAUGUGUUAAUGUGCUAUACGGUAAAAAUGAAUACAUAAAUUAAAUUUGUUAUAGUUAGUUUAGUUAGCUUAUCAGUACUUUUGUUUUUAUUUUCUAUUUUAUGUGGAAUGACCUAUACGGUUUCACUCAUAUCUAGGUAGUAGAUUCAUAUUUUAUGAGAACGAAAAUUCCAGUUUAGUUCUUAUCCGUAUGACUGUAAGAGUAUAUAGGUAUACGGCCAUACUGGCAUUUUAAUUUAAUUAAAUUGUUUUCAAAUUAUAUUAUAAUUUUAACAUUGUUAAAUUAUUUUAAGUUUCGGGUGUCCUGCAAAUCGAAAUCAAAUUUCUUGGAACUAUUCAGUACAAUUGUUUACAAUAAUAGUAUCAUGUAUUUCUUGUCAAAGUAAGAUACAUAAUACUAUAGUAUAAAAUAUAUCACGAUAGUACGAUACAUUAUACUUGAUACAAUUAUAUCUUUGAUACUGCCCAACCCUGGUUACAUGGACAACCCAUAGACUUAAUAAGUUCAAUUGGUGCAAAAAACAGUUAUGCCUAAACAUAUACCGUUAGUCCUAGGUACCACAGCAGCUCUCAAUACUAAUUUCAGUAUAGGUAACGACAUACAUAAAAAACUCAUGACCUAUUUAUUGGAUAAAUUUAAGUUAACUUGAUAUUUAUUUUAUGUGAAUAUAGAAUAUUAAUUAUAAGAAUAAAAUACACAAUUCAAAAAUAAUUUAAUCAGAAGACAUGUAAACAUUAUGGAAUUGUUCGUACAAUUUAAUAAAGAUUUACAAGAUUACUCUGUAAA